GCAUCGGGACGGAUUCUGUGAGAUUUGGACCGGUUUCAAAAUUAAUAAUUGGAGUGAGACUAUAGUAUUCUGAAACUAAACUGAGCAUAUAAUUUGGGUUACAUAUAUCUAGAUCUACAAUUCGGUAUUCUGUUGAAAAUCUACUUACAACAAGUACAAAAGUGAACAUUUGAUUUUGUAACAAAGAACGUUUCCAAGAUUAUUCAAAAUGUCGCUUUAUCCGUCACUUGAGGACAUGCAGGUGGAUAAAAUCCUCCAAUCGCAGAAUACUGCGGUGGCAGAUGCUUCCGCAGCACAACAGCGACAGCAACUAGCCUACCAGGAUGCUCCACCAGCAUACACUAUGAACCCAUACCCUGAAAUACACAAUAUCAAUGUAUCUCCCAUCACAACCAGCGGAGAAAAGGCCAGAAAAUCGGCAGAUUUCUCAUAUCCGGAUUUGGCGGAUUAUUUGGGCUUAGAAUUGAGCCAAGAAGUAAUAGCGGCCAAUAUGCCAGAAUACUUGAACAGAGAUAAGCGGGUAGCUUACCAGCAAUUGGACGCCUCGCCAGUGACGGUCGUCAAUAAUACUACCAUGGUAGCACCUAUUUCAGGUUCAUCGGUUGGCUUACAACGUGGUCAGGUCACAAAUGGAAUCCGGGAGUUGAUACUAUGCAAAGGCUCGGACAAAAAGGUUGGGCUUCGUGCACAAUCUAUCAACAAAGGAGUAUUUGUAUGCCUUGUGGUUAGGAAUAGUCCGGCUGCCAUUGCUGGACUCAGAUUUGGGGACCAAAUUCUCCAAAUCAAUGGAACGCUCGUUGCUGGUUAUUCCGUGGACGAUGUUCAUAAAUUAUUAAAGAAGAGCGACAAGAAUAACAUCUCUCUGGUGGUUCGAGAUCGGCCUUUUGAACGAGCUGUGAUUCUUCACAAGGACUCCACUGGGCAUGUUGGUUUCCAGUUUAAUGACGGAAAAAUUACUGCUAUUGUGAAGGAUUCAUCGGCUGCUCGAAAUGGCCUAUUGAUCGAUCACCAAAUACUUGAAGUCAACGGACAGAAUGUAAUUGCCAUGAAGGACAAGGAGAUAUCUAAUAUUAUCACGAAUGGAGGAAAUAUUAUAACAUUGACUAUCAUCCCAAGUAUGAUAUACGAUGUGAUAAUGAAGAAACUUUCAUCCUCGUUCAUCAGGGGAAAAAUGGAUCAUUCGAUACCAGACUUUUAAAGUCACGCAAAUUCAUUCACAUUAUUGUCUCUUGGUGCCAGAAACAUUGUUAAUGUUUACAUGUACAUGAAAAUGUGACCGCACAGUUAUGUUAACAAAGCUACCAAAAUUAUCUUUGAUAUGAAUAUUCUCGAGCAACGAGCAAUUACUUGAAGCAAAGUAUUGAUAAAGCUCAUUAUCUCAUGUUUUUAUAUAUGCUAUAUAACAAUAUUCCAAAAUCCAAAAGAUAGUAUUAUAUGUAAUAAUAAUAUGAUAUCGAUUAA
This is a messenger RNA of Toxorhynchites rutilus septentrionalis, 1461 nucleotides long. Its product is annotated as syntenin-1-like. Gene Ontology annotation, molecular function: protein binding. The coding region runs from base 209 to 1198 and encodes 329 amino acids. Gene Ontology annotation, cellular component: cytoplasm; plasma membrane. The record is from RefSeq and is a predicted model, not a curated record. NCBI's taxonomy places the organism in Eukaryota, Metazoa, Arthropoda, Insecta, Diptera, Culicidae. The transcript has 3 exons.